This is a messenger RNA of Syngnathoides biaculeatus (alligator pipefish), 3707 nucleotides long. It is a transcript of the gene cep78, whose product is annotated as centrosomal protein 78. NCBI's taxonomy places the organism in Eukaryota, Metazoa, Chordata, Actinopteri, Syngnathiformes, Syngnathidae. The record is from RefSeq and is a predicted model, not a curated record. The transcript is spliced from 19 exons. Bases 121 to 2352 code for a protein of 743 amino acids. Gene Ontology annotation, molecular function: protein binding. Gene Ontology annotation, cellular component: centrosome.
AAUUCUCUAGCAUCAUAGUCUCGAGUCCGACGAAGAAGUGCUAGUCCCAUAUUUUUUUUUUUUUUUUUUUUUUACGACAACCAAUAUUUGGGCAAACAAGUGUUUACUGAAGCGUCAGCAAUGGUCCAGGAAAGCGUUCAACUGAAAAGGCGCGGUGCCCAUGACUUCAUGGAAUACUACACGGAUGCCUGCGCCCGGCACGAAUCCAUCCCCCUCACUGCUGUCAAAAGUCACAUUGACAAAGGAACUCUGGACUUCAAUGGCGACAGGGUCAAGUUGGCAGAUUGGCCUCCCAUCCUGGACUCCAUCUCUAUCAAUAAGCACCUUCAGCACAUUGUAAUUAGUAGUACAUACCAGACAAGCCACGGGUGUGGAGAUGCAGAUAGAAGGUACUACAAGCCAGUGUUCAGGAAGAAGAUUCCAUCAAUCCGCUGCAAGGACGUGACAUUCAAGUUGUGUAAAGCUCUGAAGGAGUGUCUGUCUAUUUCUCCGAACUUGAAGACUUUGAAGCUUCAUGGACUUCCGCUGAGGGAAAGAGACCUUGUCAGCUUGACAAAGGGUUUAGCAAAAAGUGUUUCAUUGGAAGCGCUUUCCCUGGCAAACUGUCCGAUUGGAGAUGAGGGCUUGGAGGUCAUUUGCCAAAGUGUGAAAUACUCGACAAGAAUCAAAGAAAUUGAUUUCACAGGAUGCAAUAUUACGUGGCGGGGAGCUGAGCAUCUGGCCAACAUCAUUCAGCAUCAGGGAAUGCAGAGGCACGGGUCCGUGUGGGCCCAGUCCUUGCGGUAUCAAAAACCCAAAUACGAGGGCAUGGGGGGUCUCCGCCGCCUCACCCUCAACUCCAACACUUUGAUCGGGGACCUGGGCGCUGUCCGUCUCGCCCGUGAACUGGCUGAAGACCUCUGGGUUAAAGCUGUGGACCUGCAGAAAUGCGGUCUUUCCAAUCGAGGAGCGUGCCAUCUGCUGGAAGUUUUGAAGACGAACUCUACUCUCUGCGUGUUAGACAUCCGUAAUAACCCUUUAGUUGACAAUUCCCUAAUUAAGACUAUAAUAGAGAAAAUACUCAUGAAAGUUGAAGCACGAGCACCUGAGUACUGCUGGAUCUCACCUGCCGCCAAAGAAGUACCGAAGACUUCAGCUACGAAGCGGCGAGUGGUGUCCGGCGCAUCCACGGAAAGACCAGCUUCUCAGAAGAGGACGUCGACUGAAGAUGACGGCUCGGUCGCAGUUCAGCAUCAGCGGUCCACAUCCCGCUGCAGACAAGUGCCUCAUCACUCUGCUGCACGUGCCGGACGCCAGCGAGGCUUUCCUCCCACAGGUGCGAAGGACUACAGUCUCCCCGUAAUGCAAUCCGGAGCCAGUCCGCAGCAUCUUCAAGGCCAGGCCGCCGUGAGGGUUACGUUUGUGUCGGAGUCAGAGGAAGAAGAUGGUCAUAAGGAAGGGGCGGAGGCAGCGGUGGCGGGCGAUCAAAAGCCGUCUAACGGAAGCCACCAGGACGGUGUCAAUGAACGAAGGCUGCAACGUAUGCAGAUUGCGCUACAGGAAUGUCGUCUGCGGUUGGGAGAGGAGCGCAGGGCCAGACUGAAAGCCGAAUCCUUUCUCAGGGAGUUUGAGCUGGAGAACGCUCGUCUUCGCGAUAACAACCUCUCCUUGUCCGAGGCGCUGGCGGCCACAGGAAAUGCGCUUCCGGACCGCCUCGCCCUUGGAGAUGAAGACGUGCUGGAGAGCAUCGAGCGCUCGUUUACCAAGUUCCAUGCUUUCCUGGAUCUAGUCAAGGAUGCUGGCUUAGGUCAGCUGGCAUCCAUGGCUGGCAUUGACACGAGCGAUUUCCUGCCUUUGGGAAGACCGCAGCUCUCUUCCACGCUGGGACACGGACUCCAACUGGACGCAGCCGCGUCCGGCGGCGGACGCCUCUCUCUGCGUAGUCAGGCUCAGAAUCCUGUCCCGGCCUCCGGCGCUCAUCCCGACGACGUCGGCGCUGGCAAAUCUCCGUCGUCCCUCACUAAGGCCGCGCAUCAAGAGGGCCCGCGCAAAGAGGGGGCGCCCCAGGUGGCCUUCGAGCAGGCCGCCGGAACACAGGUGGACUUCAGCGUCCUGAGAGAGCAGGAGCCAGAUGAGUUCUCGAAACUUGAAACCCAAUACGACUCCGGUUCAGAGCGCAGCGUCACUAGCCAGCGAUCCCGCCGUGAAAGUUGUCAGGCUCCGGGAAUUCGCCCGAGCGGGAGCCUCUCCGCUUCCCAGCGCAGUGACGACUUGAAUUCCAGUCACAGCGAUUCAUCCCGUCGACGCAGCUCCCGUGGAAGAUGGAGCGCAGGCGAUAUCAUGAGAGACAUUGAAACGGGCCCGCGAUACUGAGCAAGCAGACGGCCUGGCUGACCCGACAAAUAUGAACUCCAGAAAAGCGCUUCCGCCCUCUCGCCCUCUGUGCCUUCAGAUAUUCAAAUAUGCGGGAAUGUUGAGGUGGCACGGUGGAGCAGCUGGAAAGCGUUGGCCUCACAGUUCCGAGGACACUGGUUCGAUCCCGGGCCACCCUAUGUGGAGUUUGCUUGUUCUCCCCGUGCCUGCGUGGCUUUUCACCGGGCAUUCCGGUUUCCUCCCACGCUGCAGAAACAUGCAACAUGAAUUGGACACUCUAAAUUGCCCCGAGGUGUGAUUGUGAGUGAGAGUGUUUGUCUCCAUGUUCCCUGCGAUUGGCUGGCGACCAGUUCAGGGUGUCCCCCGCCCCUUGACGGGCUCCCCGCAACCCUCGUGAGGAUAAGUGGCAAAGGAGAUGGAUGGAUGGACAACAGAUUGACAUCAAUCAAAGGGCAGCUUGGCGUACAACCGAAGGCUGAUCAAAUGAAAGGACCAAAGGUUCCCGUUUUCACCGUCUCGUCCCCAACGUUGACCAGUGAGCUUGCAUACACACACACACACACACACACACACAUAUAUAUUUGUCCACAGACAUUGGUCAUUGCACUGUUUAGUUCCUUAAUAAAGUAAGUAACAAUAUAGUGUUUGAAAUGAUCAUGUUGACUGAUUUUUAAAGAAUUAGUCGCACAGACCAUGAUAGGAUUAUUAGUGCAAUGAAACAAAAGCAAAAUUAGGAAGAAAAAUACCUCUGAAAGUUAUGAGAAUAAAGCUGCGUUGUUUGGAGAAACCAGAAAAAGUUCUGAGGAUAUUAUGUUCAUUAAAAAAAAAAAAAAAAAGAAAAUUGGACGAGAGGUCGCAUGCUGUACAAAUCAACUGCAUUGAAAUGACUGAAAUAUGUCUUGAGACCACCACCUAUCGAUCGGGUAAUAUCUAUAAAUACUUUCUUUUUCAAAAAAAAAACACUUCCAGAUGAUGGCGCAUGAAAGAUUAUCAGGGUGAAGUUGAAAAGAAAAGUAUGAAACAUUUACAAAACCAUGACUAACUCCCCCCCCAUCCCCCAAAAUAAAGGAAAAAAUGCCCUCCAAUUAUAAAAAGAACACGUCAAGAUUUGUGCUUCGUGCACUCUUCUCAAACACACUGAUUGCUUUUCUUCAGUCAGAAUACGAGCCGAUUGAUUAAUAAUUGUCCACACAGAUAGCGCUUAUCUUGUAUUUCAGCAUCUACUGUAAUUUGACUCCCGUCAUUUGUGUAUAAUGUACAUGAGUAUGCGGAGGCCAGAUUCAGUAGCUCUUUGGCAAGAUGUCAUACUGGGCUCCCAAAUAGUUGUGUACCCCCACACGCACUUUACUACAAAG